Talpa occidentalis (Iberian mole) is the source of this 1469-nucleotide messenger RNA. Its product is annotated as olfactory receptor 7A10-like. The transcript has 2 exons. Gene Ontology annotation, biological process: G protein-coupled receptor signaling pathway. The record is from RefSeq and is a predicted model, not a curated record. Gene Ontology annotation, molecular function: G protein-coupled receptor activity; olfactory receptor activity. The coding region runs from base 32 to 1096 and encodes 354 amino acids. Gene Ontology annotation, cellular component: membrane. NCBI's taxonomy places the organism in Eukaryota, Metazoa, Chordata, Mammalia, Eulipotyphla, Talpidae.
UUCAUUGAUAGACUAAUCCUACAGCACAGUAAUGUGGGACAGGAGGACAAAGAGAAAAAGAUGGUUGAAACUAAAGAAUGAGUUUUUUCAUCUAGGGCAGCCGGGGGACAUGAGUCUGCUGACCAGUCAUCUCCUGGCCCACAUGGAAGCAAGGAAUGACACUCACAGUUCAGAAUUUAUUCUUCUGGGGUUAUCAAAGGAACCAGAAAUGCAGCCCCUCAUUUUUUGGCUUUUCCUCUCCAUGUACCUCAUCACUGUGUUGGGGAACCUGCUCAUCAUCCUGGCCUUCAGAUCAGACUCCCGCCUCCACACCCCCAUGUACUUCUUCCUCUCCAACCUGUCCUUUGUGGACAUCUGUUUCACCUCCACCACCAUCCCCAAGAUGCUGGUCAACAUCCAGACACAGAGCAAAGCCAUAAACUUUGAAGGCUGCAUCACCCAGAUGUAUUUUUUCAUACUCUUUACAGGGCUGGAUGACUUCCUGCUGACCGUAAUGGCCUAUGACCGCUUUGUGGCCAUCUGCCACCCGCUGCACUACACGGUCAUCAUGAACCCCCGGCUCUGUGGGCUGCUGGUCCUACUGUCCUGGAGCAUUGGUGUCUUGAAUCCCUUAAUACAAAGCCUAAUGGUGUUGCGACUGUCUUUCUGUUCAAACAUGGAAAUCCCCCAUUUUUUCUGUGAACUCAAUCAGGUUCUUCAGUGUUCCUGUUCUGACACCUUUCUUAAUGACUUGGUGUUAUAUGUGGUAACAGUGUUCCUGGUUGGGGGACCCCUCACUGGGAUCCUUUACUCUUACUCUAAAAUAGUUUCUUCCAUACGUAGAAUCUCUUCAGCUCAGGGGAAGCAUAAAGCAUUUUCCACCUGUGCCUCUCACCUCUCAGUUGUCUCCUUAUUUUAUGGCACUGUCUUCGGAGUGUACAUUAGCUCUGCCAUUCCCCACAACCCACACUCAAGUGCAAUAGCAUCAGUGAUGUACACCGUGGUCACACCCAUGCUGAACCCCUUCAUCUACAGUCUGAGGAACAGAGACAUAAAGGGGGCUCUGAAAAAAAUGUUUGGAGUGGCUGCUAUAUUACAAAAAUUGUCUAGGGGCUGAAGAAAAUGCCUGUGAUCGCGGGGCUGAAAAUUUUGGAACCAAAAAUUGCUAUUGUGUCAUCACACCAGAGGAACUGAACUUGUUCUUUUGAUUUAUAUCCGGAAAUUCCAUUUCAUUGACCUCUAGCCAAUAAAAUUCCCUAUACAAAUAUUCAACUCACAUUAGUAUGCUUUCUACUCUGAUACAUACUCAGUCUCUCCAAUAUUAUUUCCAAAAUGUUUUUGCAAAACUUGUUUCAGAAAUAUGUGCCUCCCUUGUGGUGCAGGGUUAAAGACAGUGUUAUCAAGAUAUUACCAACAUGGGCCUCCCCGGUGGCGCAGCGGUUGAGCGCUGAGUUGCGAAGCUGCCAACGGCCUCUGUGGCACCAGUUCGA